CGCCCUCAGGGACAGCAUAUCCCUUCCGGGUUUGGCUCCGCCCCUUCCGGAACUGGCUCCUCCCCCUCUGCUGGUCGGUGAGGUGGGUCGGGAGUGCUGGCGGGUAUGUGGUGAUCACAGUGAAAAAUAGAGAGGGGAUCUCCGAGGUUUUGGAGAGACUCUUCAGCCAAGCAUAACAUUGCACAAAAGGUUACGAAUUUGGAUCCAGCAUUUUAAUCAGAUGGCUCUUUGGGCCAUGUAAAAUGAAUUGGGUGCAGUUCACUCUUCAGUGGACACAAGGGGUCCAAGUCUACGCCCGUGAAAUCACUACCUAAGUUGCUGUCUUCAAAAUUGGGUGUAGAGGCUGACAUACAUUUACACACCUACUUGUAGGUUUUGAUACAAGGGAGAAGAGGAGGAAUGUGGGGAAAUUUGAACUGCUGCUGUCUGUGCCUCACCCCUUCUAAGGAUUAAAAGAGAGAUUGGGUUGGGACCAGGCACUGGAUGACCAUAGCUAAACAAUGUCUGGACUACGUGGAGCUGUCCAUGCAAAAUGGAUAAUAGGGAAAGUAAUUGGAACCAAAAUGCAUAAAACUGCCAAAGUGAGAGUGACAAGGCUUGUGCUGGAUCCUUAUUUACUAAAGUUCUUUAACAAGCGAAAAACUUAUUUCGCUCAUGAUCCAUUGCAGCAAUGUGCCGUCGGAGACAUUGUUCUUCUAAAAGCUUUGCCUGAGCGGAGGACCAAAAAUGUGAAACAUGAACUGGCUGAGAUUGUUUACAAGGUUGGAAAUGUCAUAGACCCAGUGACUGGAAAAGCCUGCGCAGGAACCAGGUUCCUGGAAAGUCUAACAGAUUCAGAAAGUCUAACUGAGGCAGACACCACCUAUCUAAGUGAAAAGCUCCAAGAACUAAAUGUUUCCUCAACAGAGAAAUAAAGGGUGGGAAGAGGCCAGUAAACAGGGGGAUUUACCUCUCAUCUUUACAUGAGAGAUUGGUUGUGCCCAUUGUCUUAGGAUGUAAAAUCUUUCUAUUGUUAGUAACAAAUAAUAAACUGAAUUACUUCCAACACUAAAAUGACAGAUAUUUUAAAAUUGGGGAAUUUAUCAAUUAGAAAUAAUGUGGAAAAAACUUAAAUCACAAUGUUCUCAAUGUUUUAUUUUCUUAACACACAGUUUUGCCCUAUCUUUAGCAAGAAUGUCAAAAUUACCACCUCAGUCACAAAAUUAAGAAUGGUUCUUCUUUAUUAAGAUGUUUAAGAGCAUAAAUCUAUAUAUAUAGUUUAAUAUUCAUGGGAGGGUGUUUUUCCCAUGUUUGACUGUCUGAACCCUGGAACUGAAUCUGUUGUGGUUUGUAGCCUAAUAUUUAAAGUAACACAAUUAAAAGUUUUUUAAAAUAUUGUAGAAAUCCUAUAGCCAUAUGUUUAUAUAUGUUGUUUCAUUUUAUUAGUAGUAAUGCCACUCUAUAGCAGCAAGCCUGUUACUCAUUUUGUACAGAAGGUUUAUGAAAUGUUAUAAUAGAAGCAUGUGCAUUUAAACCACCUAAUUUUAAAUGCUUACUAUUACAAAUUUUAUCUGCUUUAUCAUAAGACAUACUAAAGGAAAGGUUCCCAUGUGAAAUUGAUAAAAGUCUACAAUGAAACAGUGGCAUAGCUUGACAAAGUGAAGAGAUAUAAUCCAGCACCCAUUGAAGUCAAAGGGGAAUGGGAAGUCGAUGAGAGUUUUGCUGUUGACUAUCAUGAGGGAGGUUCUUAACCAAUAGGUAGGGGUAAAAUCUAUAUCUGAGGGAGAAAAGUGGGUCCUUCAUGAUUCACAUAGUUUGUAAAACAAAGGAAAAGUACAUGUGUAUCCAGCACAGAUAUAGGGGAGGGAUGUAUCUGUUUUAAACUAAGUAUUGUGCUGCAAAGAGAAAAGUUACAAAAUAUGAGUAUUAGAAAAAUCCCAUAAAUGUAAUAUAAAAGAGUGGAAGUAAAGAUGCCUGAAGUCUUAUCUCUUAAUAAGAAAAUCUAAUUAAGGCCCCAAAUACUGCAAAGAGAUGCAGGGAUCGAGUCUCUAAAAGCUGUACCAAA
Molecule: messenger RNA, 2044 nt
Organism: Mauremys reevesii (Reeves's turtle)
Lineage: Eukaryota; Metazoa; Chordata; Testudines; Geoemydidae
Gene: MRPS17
Product: mitochondrial ribosomal protein S17
Exons: 5
Coding region: 501-914 (137 amino acids)
Biological process (GO): mitochondrial translation
Cellular component (GO): ribosome; mitochondrial small ribosomal subunit
Molecular function (GO): structural constituent of ribosome
Source: RefSeq, a predicted model, not a curated record